Molecule: messenger RNA, 1289 nt
Organism: Cydia amplana
Lineage: Eukaryota; Metazoa; Arthropoda; Insecta; Lepidoptera; Tortricidae
Gene: Rad9
Product: cell cycle checkpoint control protein RAD9A
Exons: 3
Coding region: 34-1233 (399 amino acids)
Biological process (GO): DNA replication checkpoint signaling; cellular response to ionizing radiation; DNA repair
Cellular component (GO): checkpoint clamp complex
Source: RefSeq, a predicted model, not a curated record
AUAUAUGAAUGUAAAUAGACAACAAACAACACGAUGAAAUGUCACGUACCAGGGCCAAAUGUGAAAGUUUUAGGGAGGACUGUUCACGCUUUAGCAAGAUUUGGAGACGAACUCUACCUUGAAUCGCUUGCGGACUGUGUGAUGCUAAGGACACUAAACGCAGCUGAAUCCGCUUACGCUGUUGUGAAGUUUAACAAAAACUUCUUUUCUUAUUUUAACUACAAUUACUAUUCUACUGAAGAUAAUGAAGGAUUAAAGUGUAAAAUCUCAAUGAAAUCUGCCUUACAUACGUUCAAAUCCCCAACUCAUAUGGACAAGCAAGUAGAGAAUUUAGAGAUUAAACUGGACCCGGAGUCUUGUAAGCUGAUUUUUCAGCUGAGAUGCAAGCAUGGGAUUGUCAAGACACAUUUUGUCUCAAUAUUAGACUGUAAGGCAAUGCAAGCUGUGUACACUAAGGAUUUGGUUCCAAAUAGAAUCACAUCUCCACAGAAAAUACUCUCUGAAGCGUUAAGUAACUUCCAGAAUUCAGAUGACCAGGUAACUCUAGAAGUAACUCCACAGAACAUGCUUCUCCGUAAUUAUAUAGACACUGUUGGCGACCUUACCAAAGUUAUUCGAACACAAGUGAUGUUGAAACCCGCAGAAUUUGAUAGUUACAUCAUAGGUGCAGACACAAUGAUCACAUUUACUUUAAAAGAAUUUAAAGCAUUGCUAGCAUUUGCUGAAGCUUUAAGUCUACCAAUCCAAAUACAUUUUGAAACUACUGGCCGCCCAGUGGUAUUCAUUGUCCAUAAUGCUUCUACAUUUGAGGCACAUUUCGUUCUUGCUACCUCCAAGGCUGACAGUGGCUCUCAAACUACCACUCAGAACACCACACGCACCGAGAGGACCAAGAGAAAAGACGUGAACACGAGUCACGGAUCAGCGAGAAAAAAACCUAAUUUAACUAAAUCUAAUACUGACAUAUCCAAAUGUUUAGAGGAAGACUCACAUCUUUUCAAUUUUAUUGACAUUCCUGAAGAGCACGCAGAGGUGAAUGCUGAAGCUGCAGCCAAAGAGAACAGUAUAAUAAAUAACAACCAGCUAGAUAAUAUGGACUGUGAUGUUAUUCCACCCUCGCCUACAGCAGUAGCAUUUGUGCGGAAAGUGUUCAAAAGGUGUUUUGAACAAACUAUAGAUAUUACUUCCUUACAAGGCACCGUAUUGGCUGAGGACUCGGAUCCUGAGUUGUGACUGUGAUUUAUCUGUUUAAGUUAUUGUAAACCCAUAUUAAAUUAUCUAUAUUUAAA